Messenger RNA from Effrenium voratum, 1464 nucleotides. Lineage: Eukaryota; Dinophyceae; Suessiales; Symbiodiniaceae. The record is from the annotation of a GenBank genome assembly.
AUGUCUGCGGACACCGAUACGCAUGAGGACGAGCACUCCGAAGAGUGGUUUGCGUCGGCCAAGAAAAUCUACCCCAUGGCAACCCACGGCCUGUUCCGCAGGAUCAAGUGGGCGUUGCUGUUCAUCACGCUUGGCAUUUACUAUUUCCUGCCGUUUGUACGCUACGACCGCGGUCCGGAAGCUCCCGGACAGGCAGUCCUGGUCGAUAUGGAAAAGGCCCGGGGUUAUUUCUUCUUCAUCGAGAUCUGGCCGCAGGAAGUCUACUACCUCACCGGGCUUUUGAUCAUCGCGGCUGUUGCGCUUUUUCUGAUGAACGCCGUCGCCGGCCGGAUCUGGUGCGGCUACCUGUGUCCCCAGACCGUUUGGACGGACCUUUUUCUGUGGGUCGAGAGGCAGGUGGAAGGGGAUCGGCGCGAACGCAUUGCUCUCGACAAGGAUCCCUGGACUUUCGGCAAGGUAAGCAAGCGCGCUACCAAACAUUUCCUGUGGCUCAUGAUCGCCUGGUGGACCGGCGGGGCCUGGGUCCUCUAUUUCAACGACGCGCCGACGCUGGUCUGGCAACUUCUCACGUUUCAGGCGCCGAUGAUCGCCUAUAUCUGGAUCGCGAUCCUGACGACAACGACUUACCUGCUCGCCGGGUUCAUGCGCGAACAGGUCUGCAUCUACAUGUGUCCGUGGCCACGCAUCCAGGCUGCCCUUACCGAUGAAAAAGCGCUUAAUGUUACCUAUCGCUGGGACAGAGGCGAGCCACGCGGAUCUUUGAAACAGAACAAGAAGCUUGCGGCGGAAGGUUUGCCCGCAGGCGAUUGUAUCGACUGUUUCCAGUGUUUUCAGGUUUGUCCGACCGGCGUCGACAUCCGUAAGGGGAUGCAGCUUGACUGCAUCCAAUGCGGUCUGUGUAUCGAUGCCUGCGACAACAUCAUGACCAAGGUCGGCAAGCCCACGGGCCUGAUCGGCUAUGAUACCGACGAGAACAUCGAGCGACGGAUAGAAGGCAAGGAGCCGGUCUACGAGAUCGUCAGGGUCAGGACCGUGGUCUAUGCCGUGAUUAUCGCUCUCGUGGGCGCAAUCAUGCUGUUUGCGCUGCUCAACCGGGAUUUUGCCGAUAUCAGCGUGCUUCACGACCGCAAUCCGGUUUUCGUUGAGCAAUCCGACGGUUCGGUGCGCAAUGGCUACACCGUGCGUCUGUCCAACAAACGGCGCCAUACCAGGGCGUUCAUGCUCCAUGUCGAAGGCAUGCCCACGAACACGCAGGUUGAGGCGGUCGGCGCGGAUUCCAAUUUUGCCGGGCGGCCGAUUAUCGAGGUUGGCCCCGACACAACACGUGAAGUGCGUGUUCUUGUAAGUUCGCCGCCCUGGGAGAAGAUGCCGCAUUCAACGCCGGUGACGUUCCGCAUCACCGAAAGCGUGAUGGGUGAGGUCGUAACCGCACAAGAUACUUUCAAAGCGCCAGACAAGCCUUGA